ACAAUUAAUACAUUUUAGUUGCAAUUAUAAUAACUGUAAUAAUAGUUGACUUAUUAUGUGAUUAUAAUAUUGACUACAAAUCAUUGAAGUGUGAUAUUUGUUAGACUUUGUCUUGUUUUCCAUACAAUCGUUGUCUGCAAUGUUGAGAGCAAUGAGUGGUUUAUAAAGAAAUGUAAACAAUCUAUGAGUGGAUUAUCUGGCGAUUAAAUUGUGGCCAAAAUGUUGGCUCAGACUCACCGGAUGAUAGGUCUGUGCUCGAGCGCCAACUUCAUCAACGCUGCCGACCGUAUAAUUAUGCCGAUGGCUAUCAUAUCAAUGGGCGAUCAGUUCCAGUGGUCGCUCUACUGGCAGGGAUGGGUCUUAAGUGCUUUCGCCUUUGGCUAUAUCACUAGUCAGGUCAUCGGAGCGACCGCUGCCUCAAAGUUUGGCGGAAAGACUGUAUUGACUUCCGCUGUGUUCUUGUGGUCAGUCUCGACACUCAUAACACCAUUGGUUGCCUCGCGUUUAGAUUUGCUUAUCAUAUGUCGAGUUGUCUUAGGACUGGGAGAAGGAUUAGGUUUGCCCACAAUAUUCCAUAUCUUCGCGCAUUCAGUUCCCGUUCCCGAGAGGUCCCGAGCCUUUGGUUAUUUAGUGGGCGCCGGAACUAUUGGACAGACAGUCGCAGCCCUGAUUUGUCCGCAUCUUCCCUGGGAAUGGAUGUUCUAUACGUUCGGAACUCUUGGAAUCGUUUGGGUAUUGGUUUGGAUUGUCUUGUAUUCGGAGGUGAAAGACGUGGGCGAAGACGAACUUCCGUUAGUGUAUCCCAAAGUGAACUCAAAGAACGUGCGAUGGAUUCAAUUCAUAAGCCAUUGGCCUCUAUGGGCCAUAUAUAUCGCGCACUUUGCCAUGAAUUGGUCCAAUUAUAUAAUCAUGCAGUGGUUGCCCACCUAUUUGGCCAGAAAUCUUGGCGCCGAUAAAGAGAGUAUAAGCCUAACGGCUGUGCCUUAUAUUGUCAACUCUAUGCUAGGAGUGGUGGCCGGACAUAUGGCCGACGGCCUGAUCGUCAGGAAGUGGACCGUCCUAUCGGUGCGCCGACUCAUGACUGUAAUCGGUUUGAUUGGACCCGCAAUCUGUUUACUGCUAUUCAGUUCAAUGAAGAGUCUAUUGUUCGCUGUUGUGUUUGUGUCGCUUUCGAUGGCCUUAUGUUCAUUCAAUAGCGCCGGCCAUCUGUCCAAUCACGCAGAUGUGGCCCCAAAUCACGCGGGAAUCACUUUCGCGGUUUCCAACACAUUGGCUACUAUUCCGGGAAUACUUUGCGGUCCAUUGACCGCCGAAUUGGUGACCCAAUCGCACGGCCGUUGGUUCCCAGUGUUUAUAGUGGCGGCCAGUAUUAACUUCGUGGGCGCCGUCAUCUACGCGAGUCAGAGCUCUGCCUCGCAGACCAUCUGA
Messenger RNA from Oppiella nova, 1428 nucleotides. The record is from the annotation of a GenBank genome assembly. Lineage: Eukaryota; Metazoa; Arthropoda; Arachnida; Sarcoptiformes; Oppiidae.